AACACUCCACUACAGUGCAUAAUUGAAUCAUAUUCCUGUAGGGAAAUUUUUAAAAGGAUUCUUUUGAGACGCUUCUGAAAGAAAAAUGUCACGUGUCGGGAAAAUGAACGGAGUCUCAAUGAACGGUUUUCACGGAGGAGAUGGAAAGUUCAAAGGUCAGGGAACAAACGGAACGAAUGGAGUCACUGUGCUGAACGGGAGCGCGCCGGCGCGCGUUAAACAGAGAGCGCGCGGGCAGCGCUGGAGCGUGCGAGCGUCCGAGAUGGCGAAGAACACACUCAAUCCUAUCCGCGCUAUAGUCGACGGCAUGAAGCUCACCCCGGACCCUGACAAGCCCAUGAUCGCCUUGUCCAUCGGUGAUCCUACAGUAUUCGGAAACUUGCCUACAGAUAAAAGUGUGCUACAGGCUGUCAAGAAAGCUGUAGACUCACACAAAUUCAAUGGCUAUGCCCCCUCAGUAGGUUAUAAUAAGAGCAGAGAGGCUGUGGCAAACUUCUACAGCCAAUCUAGUGCACCACUGGAAGCUAACGAUGUGAUCCUGACCAGUGGAUGUAGCCAGGCUAUAGAGUUGGCCAUCAGUGUGCUGUGUAAUCCAGGAGACAACAUCCUGAUUCCUUGCCCUGGAUUCUCUCUCUACAAAACCUUGGCUGUGUCGAUGGGCAUCCAGGUCAAACUGUACAACCUACUGCCAGAGAAAUCCUGGGAGAUUGAUCUCAACCACUUGGAGAGUCUGAUUGAUGAGAGGACAACCUGUCUGAUCGUCAACAACCCAUCCAACCCCUGUGGCUCUGUAUUUCCCAAAGAGCACCUGCAGAACAUCCUCUCAGUUGCCUCAAGACACUGUGUCCCUGUCCUAGCAGAUGAGAUCUAUGGAGACAUGGUCUUUCCCAACUGUGAGUUUCAUUCCCUGGCUCCUCUUAGCAGUGAUGUACCCAUUCUGUCCUGUGGUGGUCUGGCUAAACGCUGGCUUGUUCCUGGAUGGAGACUGGGCUGGAUCCUCAUCCAUGAUCGUAAUAACAUCUUUGGAAAAGAGAUUCGAGAAGGUCUCGUGAAGCUCAGUCAGCGCAUUUUAGGAGCCUGUACAGUUAUCCAGGGGGCGCUAGAAAGCAUCUUUAAAAACACCCCCUCAGAGUUCUACCAAAGUACAAUCAACUUCAUAAAGUCAAAUGCAGAUAUAUGCUUCUCAGAGCUGUCCACUAUUCCUGGGCUCAACCCAGUAAUGCCAUCUGGAGCCAUGUACAUCAUGGUUGGAAUUGAAAUGGAGCACUUUCCAGAUUUCCAGGAUGAUGUGGAGUUCACAGAGCGACUGGUUACCGAACAGUCCGUGUUCUGCUUACCUGCCACGGCAUUCGAAUACCCAAACUUCUUCCGGAUUGUGGUGACGGUUCCGGAGGAAAUGAUGGUAGAGGCAUGCGAACGGAUCAGGGAAUUCUGUGCACGCCACUACAGACCUCGCAGCCAAGACAGCAACGACCUGGACCAGUAAAGCGAUGUUUAGUGAAUAAACUAGAGAGAAAGAGCAAACAAUAAUGGGACACGCCAAAAAAAAAAAAAGUGUACAUGUAGUAGACAGUGAGAUGCAUGUCUAAUGGUUUGAAUGAGGAUGAAUGUUUCUUCUUCAAAGGAAGCUAAAUAUUCUACACUAUAGUGAUGACAGGUCAUAAUAUAUGAUAUGGUUAUGAUAGGGAAGGCUAAAAUCUAAUAUCUAUCAAUAGCUCAAUAACUAUUAGGGCUGAGAAAUGCAUUAUUUCACAAGGUCUUACAUAAUGUAUUACACACACACACACACACACACACACACACACACACUUAAAGGCAUUCCUAUCAUUCCUGAUUACUCAUUUUGAACUGUCCAUAACACCCUACUUUGAAUACCAAACAUAAUGGUAAACAGACAGUAUUGUUUUGUCAUGUAUUCCUUGGUGUAAUUUGUACUUUUGUUUGGACAACAUGCUUAGUCUAUUUGCUUCUCCUGUGAACGGCAUAUCAUCAGAACAGUCAGACAAAAUAAUCCACCUCAUCACUGCUCAGGACAUGUCAGUAGUGCAGGCUGGAAAAUAUCAGGCCACAGUCGCACAAAUUUACACUACAGUGACACUUUACUGUUACUGAUAGGCUGCAGUACAUGAAUCUACAGUCUGGGCUGGAAAUAAAUCAGCCCCAGAGUCACAUUUUUAUGUCGUUCUGUACUAAUCGUUGGUACUGUUGAGCUUGGUUUCAAAAUAAUGUAUGAUGAUGAUGAUGAUGAUGAUGAUGAUGAUGAUGAUGAUGAUGAUAAUUAUUAUUAUUAUUAUUAUUAUUAUGUCCAAAAUAAUCUGCCUUAAAACAUUCUUUAGCAGAAAACAAUCUGAUGAGGAUGCCAAAACAAAAUCAUUUUAUUAAUGUCUUUUUAUUGACAAAAAAACAAACAGGGAUGAGCUUAGCCCUGCUAUAUCCCAUUUAUAUUCUAUAAGCUAAUCCCCGUUUCUUUGCUUUUUUAUAUGGACCAGUAAACUGUCUUAUGUAAAUCUUGCACUUAUCAUUUGUAAACUGUAGCAUUUCCUUUUGAGUAUGUAUAUGAUUGUUCUAUCCAUCUUGGUUUGGUUUGGAAGCCAAAGAGAGGCCACAUGUCUCACCACCGCUUUACAAACUGACUGGCAGCUAUGAGUGCUGCUGUUGGAUGUUGACUUCCAUACCAUGUGCUCUGUAUCCUGCAUAACAUGCAAUACAUGAACAGACUGUUGAGUAUUAUUGCUUGUUUUUUAACUCAAUUAUCUCACAGACACUCAGGUAUUCGUAACCCCACCAUUUUAUAAACCAGGUUUUUUGUUGUUUUGCUUUUUUUUCAAUCUUCAUUGUAUUUCCUAUAUAUGAUUUUUCAGUAUUAUAUAUAAACAGUUAUUUAAAUAAAAUCUUACAAUAAA
Molecule: messenger RNA, 2903 nt
Organism: Ictalurus furcatus (blue catfish)
Lineage: Eukaryota; Metazoa; Chordata; Actinopteri; Siluriformes; Ictaluridae
Gene: tat
Product: tyrosine aminotransferase
Exons: 12
Coding region: 86-1486 (466 amino acids)
Biological process (GO): biosynthetic process; aromatic amino acid metabolic process
Molecular function (GO): pyridoxal phosphate binding; L-tyrosine:2-oxoglutarate transaminase activity
Source: RefSeq, a predicted model, not a curated record